Paralichthys olivaceus (Japanese flounder) is the source of this 5021-nucleotide messenger RNA. It is a transcript of the gene ksr1a, whose product is annotated as kinase suppressor of ras 1a. Gene Ontology annotation, molecular function: ATP binding; protein kinase activity. Lineage: Eukaryota; Metazoa; Chordata; Actinopteri; Pleuronectiformes; Paralichthyidae. Gene Ontology annotation, cellular component: cytoplasm. Gene Ontology annotation, biological process: protein phosphorylation; Ras protein signal transduction. The record is from RefSeq and is a predicted model, not a curated record.
GACAGACGGUGAAGCCUCUGCCUGAGCUGUCGGUGGACUCUCCGCUCGUCGGUGGCCUGAACGGACAGAAAACACAGACCCAGCGUCAGCGGACUGGACCGCCUCGCGCCCCGGGGGCCGCCACCGAGCAUCUGCGUUUGUAUUUCACAGAAAAAGAAAGAACAUUCGCAUUUCUAUCCCCACACGUUGGGCUUCCAUCCUCUGCCACAGAUCGGGAGCUGGGGACAUUUGGUGUCAGGGAACUUCCACAAUAGGUCGCCGCCGCCGCGUCGCUCUGACGGCUGCAUAUGUUGCACCGGAGCCCCGCGGUUUGACUCCAGCUCCUUCCUGCCGCGGCCCCGAUGCUGAGGAAUGGAUAGCGUGUCUGUGAAAGGUGGGAGGAUGGUCCGGAGCGACGACCACCCUCAGCCCGAGAGGGACGGCGGCCGUGGUGGUGGCGGCGGCGGCGGUGGCGCAGCGAUGGCCGCGCUUCACCAAUGCGAACUCAUCCAGAACAUGAUUGAUAUCUCCAUCUCCAGUUUACAGGGGCUGCGCACCAAAUGCGCCGCGUCCAACGACCUCACGCAGCAGGAGAUACGCACUUUAGAGGUGAAGCUGAUGAAAUACAUCUGUAAACAGCUGCAGUGCAAGCAGAAAGUGCCGGAGACGGAGAGGCCCGAGGCCCUGGACAGCUACCCACACUUACGAGAUUGGCUACGCACCAUCAACCUGCGGCCGGAGCUCACCGUGGCAGUGGAAGCAAAGUUGUCCCUGGAUGCCUUACUGCAGAUGACCGGUGCUCAGGUGAGGGAUACAAUGAGAAGACUCGGGUCCAGUUCAGAGGAAUGUGCCAGACUCAGUGCUGCCCUCUCCUGUCUGAAGAGUGCCACUGAAUCAGGAGGUGAACUGAGGGAAGACGGCGGUCUGUGGAUGUCUGAGCCCACCAGGAGGGACAGUGGCUCGCUACUGACAGCAGACCAGCUAACAGGCCUGGGCACCCCACUCCGCCCUCACAGCCCCUCGCCUCUUGCCCGACCGUCCGCCAUCCACUCCACCCCAUCCACACCCUGCCCCACCUUCCCUCACCACCGCUCGGGCUCGAUGUCAGCAGCGCCCACGGCUGAAGCGCUGGCAUCGCACCUCCGUGGCGAAAGCCCCCUCACCGAUCCAUUCCCCAUGCCCUUAGCUCGAACGGCCCGCCUCCACGGACACACCUCCACCCCACCCAUAACCCCACCUUCGAAGAGGCGUCACCGACUGAAGCCCCCCUGCACUCCUCCGCCUCCAUCCCGUAAAGUGCUGCAUCUACUUCCCAACAUCACGCUGACGCGCAGCAAAAGCCACGAGUCCCAGCUGGGCAACCGCAUCGAAGACCCUCCCACCAACAAAUGUGUUAGAAAGAACAAGUUGUUUCUAAAUAUGCAAGUCAACGGGAACGGAUGCCAGGACUUGUCUUCUCCCUACCCCACCGUGUCUGCACGCACGCCAGGGGUCACCCCGGCCGCCACCACAGCACCUUACACCCUGCCUGGCACACCCACCCUACUGGAAGAGCACAGCACCAUUAAGAAUAAUGUAGCAGUGCAUCGCAGCUCUCCACAAGCAGUGAGAAGGGACAUAGGCCUAUCAGUCACACACAGGUUUUCGACCAGGUCCUGGCUCUCCCAGACAUGUCAGGUGUGCCAGAAGAACAUGAUGUUUGGGGUUAAGUGCAAACACUGCCGGUUAAAGUGCCACAACAAAUGCACAAAGGAAGCUCCAUCCUGCAGAAUCUCCUUUCUACCAAUUGCCAAAAUUCGGAGGACUGAGUCUGUUCCAUCUGACAUAAACAACCCUGUGGACCGGCCGACAGAAGCACCGCAGUUUGGCACGCUACCAAAAGCCAUUACAAAAAAGGAUCAUCCUCCAGUGCUGAACCAGCUGGACUCCAGCAGCAAUCCGUCCUCCACCACCUCAUCCACGCCCUCCUCGCCGGCGCCCUUCCAGCAGAGCAACCCCCCCAGCGCCACCCCGCCGCCCAACCCCUCGCCGAAAGGUCAUAGGGACAAUCGCUUUAACUUCCCAGCUGCCUGUUACUUUCAGCAUAGACAGCAGUUUAUCUUCCCCGAUGUCUCCAGCCCUGCUCAUUUGCACUCUGACGUCCUACAAGACACUGUCAGUGAGAUUGAGCAAUCAGACGACAUACACGCUGAGCUGGUUGAAGAUGAAGACGAAGAGGAAGUGGAGGAGGACAUUGAUGUGGAGGAUGAAGACCCAGAGGCAGAGGAGGAGAACGAGGAAGAAGAGGAGGAGAAUGAGGACGAGGAAGACGACGAGGAGAUCAGGAUGAGCAUGGGCUCCGACGGGGAGCUGGACGUUGACGAGCUGGAUGAUCUGCCCAGCUCGCGGGGGAACCAGUGGAAGGGCCCCAUCUCCCGCAAACCGAGCCAGACCAGCGUCUACCUCCAGGAGUGGGACAUCCCAUUUGAGCAGCUGGACCUCGGGGAACUCAUAGGAAAGGGCCGCUGGGGCAAAGUGCACAAGGGUCGUUGGCAUGGCGAGGUAGCGAUACGGCUCCUUGAGAUUGACGGGAACAACCAGGACCAUCUGAAGCUCUUUAAAAAGGAGGUGAUGAACUACAGGCAGACCAGACAUGAGAAUGUGGUCCUCUUCAUGGGGGCCUGCAUGGCUCCACCCCACCUCGCCAUCAUCACCAGCUUCUGUAAAGGGAGGACGCUGUAUUCUGUCGUUAGAGACACUAAAAACACUUUGGAUAUUAACAAGACCAGACAAAUCGCUCAGGAGAUUGUAAAGGGAAUGGGCUAUCUGCACGCCAAAGGCAUCGUUCACAAGGACCUGAAGUCCAAGAACGUCUUUCACGACACCAAUAAAGUCAUCAUCACGGACUUCGGGCUGUUUGGGAUCUCUGGGGUCGUUCAGGAAGGGAGGCGUGAGAAUAAACUCAAACUUCCACAUGGCUGGAUUUGUUAUCUGGCACCAGAGAUUGUGCGCAGGAUGAGUCCAGGUAACAAUGAGGACCGCCUUCCGUUCUCCACCGCAGCUGAUGUGUACGCCUUUGGCACCAUUUGGUAUGAGCUUCAAGCAAGGGACUGGCCAAUCACCAAUCAGCAUGUGGAAGCUACCAUCUGGCAGGUGGGGAGCGGAGAGGGCAUCAAGAAGGUGUUGGCCGAGAUCAGCCUGGGCAAGGAGGUCACUGAGAUCCUCUCCGCCUGCUGGGCGUAUGACCUGAGAGAGAGGCCGACCUUCACCCAGCUGGCCGACAUGCUGGAGAAGUUGCCCAAACUCAACCGCAGGCUGUCCCACCCUGGACACUUCUGGAAGUCUGCAGAGUUGUAGCCGGUGCACUGAAACAUAAGCAAUGCACAACAAAGCCUGGGUCUGCCUUGCAUGCUCCUGAAUCCUUAACUCUUACAGGAUUGAACAAAGCGUUGCCUCUGCCUGAAAACAGACACUGCUUCCACUAAUCCACGGUCUGAUCUUCCGUGUCUAACCGCUGCGUUUCCUUAGAGAUGAUUGGUGGACUGAGGCGUGGCAGGGUCGGGGGCGAGGGGGGGGAGAUAGCGGGACGACCACCACCACCAUCCUCCGUGCUUUCCCUCCUUUUCGUCUCAUAUCUCUUCGCCUUUCCCCCCUUUUUUUGGAUUUUGUUUCUGUGAAGUUGUGCGUCUCUCUGAGGCUUGUGAGUUACUGGUGUCUGUGCUGAGACUGACUGGUGGCGCCGUGGUCCGUGCCUGCUGAUGGUCGCUCCCUGUCCUCCGCCCCCCGCUCACCUUUCUCUCUGCUGCGCUGCUGUGAUUGUGGUCGUUCUCAAUAAUCUCACACACACACACACACAUGCACACCGCCGGACGUAAAGUGAACCCUCACUCCAAACGGACCACGUCAUUUAUCUAUGUUUUCCCCGAGGGUCUGACACGCGUCUGACAGGCUUGAGUUAUAUCUUCUCAAAGCGACUGCCUCUCUGCUCCUCUCCCUCGGUUAUUUCACGCUUGUGUGUGACGGCGUCUGCCGACAUGUUGACUGCCCCAUGUCCAGACACAAUAUGCACUUUGUCUACAGGAGAAAAAUAAUCACUAACUCAGUUUUUGGUUGUCGCUGUUGUUCAGUUUGGGUUUAAAUCGUCAUAUUUGCAGUGUUUUUUUUCUUUUAUACUUGUGAUGGUCUCAGAGGCUCGGACAGUGUUAUAUGCUCACUCGUAUGUUGUCUUUAUGGAGCAUAACCUGUUAUAUUCACUGUUUUAUUGGAUGCAUUUUGAAAACACGGCACAGAUGAAGAUGCUAGAGUUGACGUGAAAAGAAACAAAGCGAAAUAUCCCCUUCAUCAUCCACAAUCCACAUGGGGAAGAGAAUAAUGCUGGUUAUUUAUGAUUAAAGAGUUUUUUUUAUAAUAGUGUCCAUCCAUUGAAGUGUAAAGUGCACUUUAUGAGAAUGUGAGUUCCUUGGAAAGAUCCUCCUGUCGAGGAGUUGAGUGAUUUCAGUCUGCGCAAAAAAGAAAAAAGAUAAAUCAGGAACCUGGCGCAAAAGUGUCCUAUAUCUUCCUAAAACAUUACCUCUUGUGCGCGCUUGUGCAUACUGUUUGUGAUUGCUGGCUUCAGUUGGGGUGCUUGUAUUUAUGUGGUGUGUGUGCGUGUGCGUGUGUGUGCGUGUGCACGUGCGACUGAGUGAGUGAGUGUCCAGUGUCGGAAUACGUCGGGUUGGUUUUUGUGAAAGAUUGCAGUAAAUGUCGUGUUGUAUAAUCCAAUUGUACAUACAUUAUUUAAUGUAUAGCAAAUUAACAUGAUUCUUCUAAUAUUUGUACAAACAUUUUAUAUGUAAACUACAUCACAACAUUUUUGAAUAGGUACUGCUAUGGCUAUUACAGAUGUGUAUAUAUUUAUAUUUUUUUCAUGUAUAAAAAAUACUGUAUAAAAGCUGUACAAUUUUUAGAAUGGGCCAAUACAUGUUUUUUAUGUUCCUGUAAAAAUUCAUAUUUUUGUAUUGCAUGUGACUACUGUUCUGUUCACACAGUUUCUGUUUUCAUCCAUGGAAGACAAUAAAAUGAGG